AUGCGAACACCACAACAACAAUUCGAACUGGACCUCGAGGCCCUGAAGAACGACGGAGAACUCGCCAGGAUCGGGGCAGAAUCCGACGAAGACACGAGGAAAAUGAAGAUAGACCUCUUCUUCCUGACCAUCAAGCUCCUCAUCUUCACUGUCGCGGCAGUAUAUAUCCUGGGGUUUCUCUCCGACGUACUCGCUGCCGGCGCGCCGCAAGUCAAGGCGGUGGUCAAGGCUGCACCAGCUGCAAAGGUAUGUUUUGGUUUGCAAAGUAUUGUCUCCCGCAAGGAGGGAGCUGUUCUACGCAAAAAGAAGUAG
Alternaria infectoria is the source of this 312-nucleotide messenger RNA. RefSeq lists its product as uncharacterized. The record is from RefSeq and is a predicted model, not a curated record. The coding region runs from base 1 to 312 and encodes 103 amino acids. NCBI's taxonomy places the organism in Eukaryota, Fungi, Ascomycota, Dothideomycetes, Pleosporales, Pleosporaceae. The transcript is spliced from 2 exons.